This is a messenger RNA of Brassicogethes aeneus, 499 nucleotides long. NCBI's taxonomy places the organism in Eukaryota, Metazoa, Arthropoda, Insecta, Coleoptera, Nitidulidae. The record is from the annotation of a GenBank genome assembly.
CUAGUGUUCUAAUACCUCACAAACAGUGCAAAAUAAACGAUGAACACAAAAGCGUUUUUUGUUCUUUUUUUCCUUACUUAUUUUGUGUCAACGUCUGCAUCACCUUAUUACAAGAAUUAUGAGAAGAAAGCAAGACUGUGCGGAGAGAAAUUAGGAAAAGCAUUGAGUAUUAUAUGCGAUGGAAACUACAAUUCACCAGCGAUAAAGAAAUCUAAUAUACAAGCUUUCGACGAUUUUCUUGCAAACGAAUACGAGGAUGACAACGAAAACGGCUUCCUCGACUUGGAAUUAUCGUAUCCGUUUUUAAGUGAAGACAACCCGAGAAAUUUCGUGCCGCUCAAGCCCCGUCGCGGAAUAGUAGAGGAAUGCUGUCACAAUCCCUGCUCAAGAACUCAUCUACUAACGUAUUGUGCGGCUUAGGACAAAAGACAUUUAAUUUUAUUACUUCUGUAUCUAUAAGAAAAUGUAGGUACUAAUAAAGAUAGUUUUCCGCAUGUUU